This is a messenger RNA of Apiotrichum porosum, 627 nucleotides long. RefSeq lists its product as uncharacterized. Gene Ontology annotation, molecular function: acyltransferase activity, transferring groups other than amino-acyl groups. The record is from RefSeq and is a predicted model, not a curated record. NCBI's taxonomy places the organism in Eukaryota, Fungi, Basidiomycota, Tremellomycetes, Trichosporonales, Trichosporonaceae. The transcript is spliced from 2 exons. Bases 1 to 627 code for a protein of 208 amino acids.
AUGGCAGCGCCGACCGCCCCAGCAAUGCAGUUUCCAUCGGCACCUCCCACCCGCCGGUCGUCUCCGGGCAACACACCCAUCUUUACCAUCCGCCCACGACGACCCGAGGACCUCGCUCCGCUUGCUGUCGUCCUGGCGGAGCAGCAGCCGCGGUCAUUGUACCCAAUCUCGUGGCCGCUCCCCUUCCCCGUGGACGAUUUCCUCCAACGAGACGGCGAGCUGGCAGCGUUUGUGGCCGAAGACAACCGAACGGGCGAGACUGUCGGGCACGUAUCAGUGUGUGGAUGCAUCGAGCCGCCCAAGGACCCAAAGGAGGCAGCCGAGCUCGAUGCGGUCUGGGCCGCGGGCCACGGGUGCGCCGUGUCUGAGCUUCGCAUCAUCGGCGUGCUGUUCACCGACCCAGCCUACGCAGGAACGGGAAUGGGCUCGGCACUGUUCAACGCCGCCAUUGAGGUGGCACGCAAGGACGGCGGCAGGCCCGUCCUCGACUGUCUGCGGACCAACACUGGGCCGCUAGCGUUCUACCAGAGGCGCGGCUGGAAAAUGGUGGGGACAUGGCACAACACCAUUUGGGUUCCGGGGGAGGAGCUUUUGGUCGACUUGUUCAUCUUGCCCGACGACAAGUAG